This is a messenger RNA of Dioszegia hungarica, 1551 nucleotides long. RefSeq names its product beta-lactamase/transpeptidase-like protein. The coding region runs from base 1 to 1551 and encodes 516 amino acids. Lineage: Eukaryota; Fungi; Basidiomycota; Tremellomycetes; Tremellales; Bulleribasidiaceae. The record is from RefSeq and is a predicted model, not a curated record. The transcript has 5 exons.
AUGGCACCUCUCACCACCAAUGCCAAGGUCCCAGCUCUCGAUGAGCUACUCGAUGGCACACUCGACCAGAUCAUCCGAGACUUUGCCAAAGACGGGGGCAUCCCAGGCGUGUCCCUGACUAUCCAUUGUCACGCUUCAGCCGAAGGACCUGGGGAGACUGUCUUUCGAUCGUAUGGGAUCGCUCACGGCGACGAGACAAUCACUCCCAAGACCCAGUUCCCGCUCUGCUCCAUAUCAAAGACCUUCGUAUCCCUCGCUCUCCUUCGUCUCCUUCAUGAGCACGGAUACAAUGAGGACACGCUCGUUCGAAACAUCCUUCCAGAGUUCCGGCUCUCCAACGAGACCGAUGACAAAGCGAGGGUGACCUGGGCGCACGUGCUCAGUCACACUACCGGUCUCGAGACAGACAGUGGCUUCUGGGCUGAGAUCACUGCUCGAGGAGUCUCUCUUUACGACUACCUCGCUGCAGCUCCCUGUGCAAACCCUCCCGGCGUGAAGUUCUGCUAUUCCAACAUUCUUUACGAUCUAUGCGUCCCGGCGAUUGAAGCUCUCGCGGGUAGCUCUGUCGACGAUUAUCUCGAGCUCAUUUUCUUCAAGCCGCUCGACAUGUGGUCCACAAGCUUCAAGGCGGAGGGAGCUGGGGAUGCGGCGGAAGGGCAUAUCCGAGGCGAUGUGGGCUCGGGCGAGCCGAAAGGGAAGGCUCCCGCUCCAGGCGUUGUCGCUUUUGGCGCGAAAGCCGGCUUUGAGGCUGUUAAAAGCCCCAUCGCGUGGAAGGGGUCGGUCGGGCUUGUAAGCUGCGGCGAAGACAUGGCCAAAUGGCUCGCAUACCUACCCACCGACCCUUAUUAUUCGCUCGCGUCAAAGCCUCGCACUCCUUCAUACGAUCCAGUCCGACCCGGCAACUCCAUACUGGAUAUUGGAGAACAGUAUGGCCUCGGUCUUUUCGCUGGGACCUUUCACGGAGUCCCCUAUACCGAACACUGGGCGGGAAUAGCGGGCUUUUCGGGCCUGCUUACCACACUCCCAUCGCUCGGGCUCUCGGUGGCGAGCAUGAGCAACAGCUGGGAGGCAAGGGAGAUGGGCAACCUCAUCGUGGGGGUCAUUGUCAGCCGCGUCCUCGGAUUGGAUGUUGGGCCCGUCAUCAGGGCAAUGACUGAGGAGAGAAUUGCGCGUAUCACCAAAGACUCAGCAGACUUCGAGGCCGUCGUCGGUGUCGAGCCGAGCUCAUCGUCACACAUCCUCGGCACCUACUUCGGUCCCGGUAUCGGCAGGCUCACAUUCAUGGACGCCGAUAACGUCAAGGUUCGACCUCGAUGCGCGGACCUACCCUGGCUCUGCUGGAUGUACGGAGAUAUCCGGCCGAUCGUCGCGUAUCUUGGCGAGGGACAGUACGCUGCCUGUCUGGAGUUCAAGGAAUGGGGAGGAGAUGGAAGCCCAGCUGGGGCCGUCAAGUACGGGUUUCCGUUCCGCUUCGAAAAGGUGGGAAAUGGCGACAAGCUCGAAGUGUCGCAGGUCUACCUGGGGCCGCCUUUCGUGCUGCACCGCGAGUAG